AUGGCAGCUAUGGCCAAUGGUGGAGAUGACAUGUAUCGUCUCUCCAAACGAAUAACAAGGAAGCUAAGGCAUCAAGGAAGGGAUCUCCAAAUGAGACUCGAUGGGUUCGUGGAGAUUUCUACGUUGAGCGCUCGAAUGGGAGAGCCUCAAGAGCGGGUAGAAGCGGCCGGUCAUGACAACCGUCGCCUUCAGACCCAUCGAUAUGGCACCAGAUUGUGGGUGCGGGCUGUUGGGAAGCACAGCACUGACGCCCCCGUCGACCCGGAUUUGCUGCGUUUGUCCCCCGACCACUGCUUCGAGCUCAACCCGCCUGGGCCUGCCGUGAUGAUGGGAACAGCGGGCACUGGCGCAGGCUACGUCGGUCACGGAGAUUUGCCACCUGUGGACGCGCCGCCAGCGCCGUCCGCCCGCUCAGAAUUCCCACCGGUGGGACAGCAAAUGCCAGUAGCGCCGGCAGCUCCCAAUGAUGGAUCAAUGCAACAAGACACUAGGCAGGUCCCUGUAGCGCCCGCAGCUUCCAAUGGGCCGAGUGGAGGGCGCGGUGGGGAGGCCUCGGGAUCUGAUGGCACCAAACAGCCGCAGCCUGCUCCGCAAGGCCAUGCCAUGGGCACCGUGGGUCCAGAUGACAUGCGCUUCGAUCUGGGCGCGAGGAUCCAAGCCCUGGAAGAGGAGAACAAAGCGCUGCGCGCGGAGAACAAUGACUUGCGACGCCAGCUUCAGGUCUGUCUCGAUUUGAUCUCCCUUUUCGGGUUUUUCCAGUACUUGGUGGUUCAUCCCAGGGCAAGUGACUGGGAGCCGGGCCGCCGAUUGCGGAUGGGCUUGCGCUGCACAGAUGCUGACAUCCUGACAGCUGUCCCACGCAUCCGCCGCCGCCACCACGAAGCCAGAUUUUACAGAGCAGAUCAGAAAAGUGUGGUGGGCCCACAACUACACCCUGGAUCGCCAGGGGCCAAAUACACUUCAGGUGCAAAGGCGACUUCCAAGGAAAUCCGUUGGAUUCCCCGUGCCAAAGAUGCCAAAAUUUUCCAGUGGAGGCGUAAGGAUGGGCUGAGUCAGGAGGAGAUUGGACGGAAGGUGAAAGCCAUGCGACACGAGGAAAAGGCCCCGGGGGCCCCGGCUCCAAGUGAGGUUCCUGAGGACCCGGAGGAAGCCGAUGACGGUGACGUGGAAAACGAGAGCGAUGAUGAUGACAUCGUGGCUGAAGCGCACCCAUGGAAGAAGGAACGGCGUCCCAUCCCUGUGGAAGACAUCCGCUGGUCGCAGGACACCAUUGGCAUCCGUUUUCGAGAUGGAAAGUACCUGGUAGAUACGCUGAAGGCGAUGUUGCUCGGUCGAAUGAAGCCUGAAGAACUUCCAGCCAUGCAUGUGGUGCUGCAUGAAGACGUGCUCUUCGCCAUCACUGGAAAUCGCAGAUUGUGGGUUCUGAAGAAUUACGCUCGCAUCUCGAACAAGGAGGUUAGGGUCUUCGCAGAAGUUCAUCCACCAGCUGCCAUGCAAGCGAAAUGGGUGAAGCGCAGAUAUACCUCUCAUAGCUUGGGGCAGGAGGUGCGCUUUCUCCACAAAAGCUUCGCAGACGUGACCUAUGAGUCCAUGAAGGAUGCCUUGAUGGUGGCCGAGGGCCUUCAGGGUCCCAGGGUCAAGUUGCUGGAAAACAUGGAAAAAGGCCGCAAGAGAGGGAGGAAAAGCUGCACCGGCAAGGCAUGGCAGGCGAUGCCGGGUUCGACUGAUUCAACGGGUCCGACCGAGCCAGACAAGCCGGGCACGCCAGUCCAAGAAGAGGAGGAACAGAAGCAGGAGGAGCAGGCAGAGCAGGCCGAGGAGGAGCCAGCCAAAGAGUUCGAUCCACUCAACGCUCAGGAGCAGGAUCAAGUAGCGCAACGCGCUCUCUUGAAGUUGCUGUCUCCAGACUGGGGCUACGACUGCCAGAGGCCCGACCCUCCACCCGAGCCGCCUGCGGAGAUGCCACAAGAUGACGAGCUCGACUCGAUGGCAGGUAAGCAGCUUGACUACGCAGCCCGGCUGCUGUUGCUCCGACAGCUGGGGUAUCGACUGCAGGAGGCCGGAGCAGCUUCGAAGGAUCAAGUAGCGCAACGCGGUCUCUUGAAGUUGCUGUCUCCAGACUGGGGCUACGACUGCCAGAGGCCCGACCCUCCACCCGAGCCGCCUGCGGAGAUGCCACAAGAUGACGAGCUCGACUCGAUGGCAGGUGAGCAGCUUGACUACGCAGCCCGGCUGCUGUUGCACGCAGCAGAUUCCCAUCAGCAGAUGGACGCGCAGUCUCAGCUCCGACAGCUGGGGUAUCGACUGCAGGAGGCAGCAGCUUCGAAGGUUGCGGUCCCUGGAGAUCUGCUGCAGGCUGCAGGCCUCAUUCAGCAGGUGGUGGAGGAAAUCGAGUGGAUCGACUGCUCCCAUGACCUGGGUAUGCAACUUCUGCAAGCGGCGCAAAUGCUGGAGAUGGCAUCAUACAGUUGGUGGUCCAGUUCCACCGAGGACAUGUCCUGCAACGACUUGGCCCGCGGCUAUGACGGCGACAGGGGCAACCUGGGCGACGCGGGCAACGCGGGCAACGCCGGCUGGCCCUGGCCCAUGGAAGGAUCCUUCGAGUGGUCGCCCACGGUCUUCACGACGGAGGACUUCCCACAAGCGCCAUGGCUGUGGCAGUGGCAAAUGGCCGGCCAAAUGGCAUCGUUGCGCUCCAUCUGCGGAUAUUGGUUGCAGUGA
Molecule: messenger RNA, 2721 nt
Organism: Cladocopium goreaui
Lineage: Eukaryota; Dinophyceae; Suessiales; Symbiodiniaceae
Source: the annotation of a GenBank genome assembly